This is a messenger RNA of Dermatophagoides farinae (American house dust mite), 1462 nucleotides long. RefSeq lists its product as uncharacterized. Lineage: Eukaryota; Metazoa; Arthropoda; Arachnida; Sarcoptiformes; Pyroglyphidae. Gene Ontology annotation, cellular component: nucleus. Gene Ontology annotation, biological process: regulation of transcription by RNA polymerase II. The record is from RefSeq and is a predicted model, not a curated record.
UAUUUAUGAAUGGAUGGAUAUAUAUCACAUUUAAUUGAAUGUAAUGUAAACAAAAAUUAUUGUUGAUUCAUUUAUUUUUUUUUCUGGUCAAAAAAAUGGCAAAAAUUUUUCUAAACAAAGAUAAUUGCCGACUGAUUCGAGUUCUGUUACAGUAUCGUCAUAUGUUUUUGUAUCUCUUGAAACAUUAUGCCAAUGAAAUUGAUAAUUUUUUACAAGAAUUAAAAGAUGAUGAUUUCAAAGCAAAUCUCGAAUACUGUGAUAAAAUUUUCCGUGAAAUCACAUCCACCGAUGAUGAUAAAAUGAAUCAACCAGACAAGUUUAUUGUUGAAUUGAUUCGACAAACUGAAUCGUAUUAUGGUUCACAUGAAGAAUUGAUCAAUAUUGAUUUGGUUCAAAAACUUGGAUUAAAUUCAAAGAUCAAUCAACAACGUCAAAGAACAACGCAAAAACGUAAACAAACUGAUUCUGCACCUGUGACAAGCAAGAAAAAAUGUUAUCAGGACUCAGAGAAAAAGGAAAAUAGCAGAAAUCUUAACUCUACCAUACUGAAUGAUGAUGAUGAUGAUUUAUUCGGAUUAGCAAUGAAAUACAUCUGUUCAUAUGGCUGUCGAUAUCGUAGUACAUCAAAGGAUAAAGUUAACAAACAUGAACAAAUUGUACAUAGUGGUCAACGGCAUAAAUGUUUGCAGAAUAAUUGUACUGAGCAAUUUGAUUCGGUAUUUGAUCUGGAAAAACAUUUGAAACAAUCUCACAAUAUUUUCCAAUGUUCAAACGAAAAAUGUGCAAUAAUUUUCCGGAAUGAAAAUGAAUUGAAACGACACCUGAAAAUGGAACAUUUGAAAGAAUACUUGACAUGUAAUUCAUGUAAUAAAAACUUUCGAAACCGUAAAGCAAUAUCGAAACAUAUCUAUCUUGUACAUGAUACUGGUCAUUAUCGUUGUGAUCAUGAUGGAUGUGAUUUUUUCACUUCUUAUCGCGGUGAUCUAUUGACACAUAAACAAUCGAAACAUAUGCGUAAAAAAUGUGAAUUCAAUGGUUGCGAUCGUUAUAUAUCCAUUACAUAUUACACAAGACAUUUACGAUCACACCAGAAUAUUCGUUCAUAUCAAUGUUCAUGGCCUGAUUGUGAGAAAUCGUUUUUCGACAAUACUUCCUUGAAAGAUCAUGUUCGUGUACAUUUAAAUUUUAAACGUUUCCGUUGUAAAUGGCCCCAUUGUAGUUAUGCUUGUGAACAGAAAACCAAUCUGAUUACACACAUACGUAUUCGACAUUUUAAGCUACCACAUACGAAAAAACGUCAAUUGGAAUUGAAUAUUUCGAUGGAUUCAUUUCCCAAUCCAAAUGAAUAUGUUGAAACGAUUAAUGAAGAUAUCUCUGUCAAUACACCAACAAUUUAAAUAAUUGAUUUUUUUUCAAAUUUAAUUGAUUAAUAAAAUUGAUGAUGAUUUUUUGAAAACUCGAA